This is a messenger RNA of Alternaria arborescens, 1602 nucleotides long. RefSeq names its product High-affinity methionine permease. Gene Ontology annotation, cellular component: membrane. Gene Ontology annotation, molecular function: L-amino acid transmembrane transporter activity. Gene Ontology annotation, biological process: amino acid transmembrane transport. Bases 1 to 1602 code for a protein of 533 amino acids. The record is from RefSeq and is a predicted model, not a curated record. NCBI's taxonomy places the organism in Eukaryota, Fungi, Ascomycota, Dothideomycetes, Pleosporales, Pleosporaceae. The transcript is spliced from 4 exons.
AUGGCCGCGAUUCCUGACGACGACGCAAAGGUUGCGCGGUACACAAACGACGAGACCUCACCCCCACCGCCCGUUUACGAAGAUGGUAGUGUACAGGAAGACAAUGCUUAUGUGUACGAUGACUCUCAGAAGCUAGGCUACACAGCCACGGUUUUCGUGAUCCUGAAUAAGAUGAUCGGUACCGGCAUCUUCUCUACUCCUUCCGGUAUCUUCGCUGUGACGGGCUCUGUCGGCGUAUCACUCUUUCUUUGGAUUAUUGGCGGUGUUCUCACGUUUUGUGGGCUCAGUGUUUUUUUGGAAUUUGGACUUGCGAUCCCACGUUCAGGUGGCGAAAAGAACUAUCUGGAGCGCGUCUAUCGUCAUCCCAAGUAUCUCGCAACAUGCGUUCUUGCAUCGCAAAUGCUUUUGCUCGGCUUCUCGUCCGGUAACUCCUUGGCGUUCGGACGCUACGUACUAUUCGCUUCUGGCUCGGAAGCACCCGAUGGUUGGGCGGCGCGUGGCAUAGCAAUUGCUUGCGUGACCUUUUCUGUCGGUCUCCAUGCGACAUUUCCAAAAUGGGGCAUCCGUCUCUUCAGCGUCCUCGGCGUCUUCAAGGUCUUCAUUCUCCUCUUCAUCGUCUUUUCGGGCUUCGCUGCCCUGGCCGGCCAUCUGAAGAUAGAGCAACCGCACAAUUUCGACAAUGCAUUCAGACUAGAAGUUGGUGAUGGCUACGGUGGCGGUGGCUCCUACGAAUACUGUCAAGCUCUGCUUCGUAUCGUCUACUCGUACAAAGGUUGGGAAAACGCCAACUAUGUGUUGGGCGAAAUACGAAACCCGAAGAAAACCCUGGCUUGGUCAGCACCGCUAGCAAUUGGCGGAACUACCAUCCUGUAUGUCCUCGCGAAUGUAGCUUACUUUGCUGCGAUUCCCAAAUCCGACCUUGCAAAGAGUGAGGUCAUCGUGGCUGGUCUCUUCUUCCGCAAUGUCUUCGGCAACAGCGCUGGGGCGCGAAGUCUCCCGGCUUUUGUAGCUCUUAGCAACUUGGGCAAUGUGCUCGCAGUUAGUUUUGCCCACUCGCGGCUUAACCAAGAAUUCGCGAAGGAGGGCCUGCUACCAUGGAGCCGAUUCUGGGCAUCAAACAAGCCAUUCAACGCGCCUGCAACGGCGUUGUUUCUCCACUGGCUAAUUACAGUCAUCGUGCUUGUUGCACCUCCUGCUGGUCCUGCGUACAACUUCAUCACCGAUUUGUAUACCUAUCCCGGCGCAUGGAUCAACGGUUUCGUUACCGCCGGUCUGAUCUACUUACACUACAGCAAACGUGAGCGCUGGGAGUCGCCAUGGCAUACCUAUCUUCCCGUUGCCGUUCUUUACUUGGCUGUAAACAUUUUCCUCGCGCUUGUCCCCUUUAUUCCUCCGGAUGGCGACUGGAACGCAGAUGGCUACCCAUACUACGUGUUUCCGAUUGUUGGUGUUAGCGUCCUGCUUCUGGGUGGAUUCUACUGGGUAUGCUGGACGAAAAUCUGGCCGAAACUUGGUGGAUACAAGAUCGUCAGUGAACGCUACGAAGAUGCGCAAGGCAACGAGCAUGUGAAGUAUGUCAAGUUAUACACGAAGCACGAUUGA